Molecule: messenger RNA, 3116 nt
Organism: Amphimedon queenslandica
Lineage: Eukaryota; Metazoa; Porifera; Demospongiae; Haplosclerida; Niphatidae
Product: golgin subfamily A member 6-like protein 22
Exons: 18
Source: RefSeq, a predicted model, not a curated record
ACUAAGUUCCAUUUUGCACUAUUGCGCAUGCGCACAAACUGUUUUACGGAGAACAACGGACUGCCGGAUCUAUAGCCCCGCAGUAGGCGUCCGGCUGCCGGACCAAUAUCCACUUCCAAUUCCUAAAGGGCGAGGUGAGACUACAAAUUCCCAUAAAUUAGAAAUCUCCAAACUCCAGGACACUGUUCUAUAAAUACAGGCAUAUGUGCCCUCUUUCUACUAUCUCUGCUGCAACUCUUUUUACCAAUCUCUGAUCAUCAAUGGCUGAGAGAAAUGAGAGGAAGAAGACUAAAGGAUCAAAAGGGAACGAAGGAGAGGAAUGGACUGAUGGUUCUAAACAAAAAGGAGGAGGAGGGGAAAAAGAUCAGAAGAGAACAAGAUUAGGUGGAGCUGCUCAUUAUGUACACAAGCGAGUAAAAGGACAACCAAAAUCAACACCUAAGAAGAAAGAAGGAAAGAGUGAUUCAUCUAAAUCUUACUAUGGGGCUCCAGCUCCACCUCCUCCUAAUAUGGAAUCCAAAGAAUCUCAACAGCCACAACGAUCAAUAUGGACUCCAACUCCAUGGGAGAAGACCCCACCCAGUGAUGCUAAAUCCACUGAUUCAGUACAACAAAUGGUAUCAGCAUUAGGAACAGUUAUACCAUCAACAGAAGAGACAGAAUCUGAUGAUAUUGUACUAUCAACGUCUGAUGGAGCUACUCCUCCAGGUCCUACUUCAAUGAAAUAUGAUGAUGAUCAUAAUAAUGCUGAUAAAGUUUUUAGGAUGGCUGAAGGAAGUGCUAGCCAGAAGGAGGCCAAUGAUAAAUCAAGUUCUGAUUGGGACUGGCCAACUACUACUUGGUCUACUGAUGCAACAUCAAGAAUUUCAACUUCAAACCAUUCCUGGACAGACACUAGUAAAGUUUCUUUGUCGAGCUCGAAAUUUAAAGCUCUCCCCGACCAAUUCAAACAGCCUACAAGAUCUAGUAGCAUUGCUGCCGGUGGUAAUAAUAGAAGCACAAAAAUUCCGCAAGAAAAUGACAAACUAACUAUUCAACAUUUAGAGGGAAAAAUUGAAUUUCUCCAAAAAAGAUUGGAAGCAGAAGAACACCUUGAUAAGAGAACUAUUUUCAAGGGGCGUAUUAAAGAGUUUCAGGAAAAAUAUGAGAAGUUGAAAGCUGAGGAAGUGACAUUACAGCUAGCUGAAGCAAGUGAAGAUAUUAAUCUUGAGAGACAAAGAGUAGAAAAACUAGAAGAACAAGUUAAUGAAAAUCAAAAAGAAUUAGAAAGAAUCAAGAAAGAAAAAGUAGCUAAAGUCAGUGAACUAGAAGAGAGAGUUCGACAAUAUAAGAAAAGAUUAGAAGAGCAAGAAUUAGCUACUGAUGCAGCACGAAGUGAAGUGGAAUUUCUAAAAAAAGAAGAAGAUAGAUUAAAGAAAGAAAAUAAAGAAUUGAAGAAAGAAUCAAAGAAGACAGCUAUUCAAUCAGCACAACGAAUCGAAGAACAAGAGAAAGAGUUUAUGGAGACAGAGAGAUGGGAAAUUAAAGCACUUACUAGAGACAUUGAGCACUCAAGAGCAGAGCUUAAAAAGCAAGAAGAUGAUUUUAAAUCUCAAUUAAAAGAAAAAGAAGAUGAAAUUUUAAGGGUUUCUAAUCAACGUAAUGAGCAACAGGCAAAGUCUGAAGCUUGUUCAAGUGAAAUAGAGCGACUACAAAGAAAUUAUGAUGCUGACAUGGAGAAGUUGAAGGUAGCAAUCAAGAAACAACAUAAUAUAGAGUCUACUCUAAGAAGUGAAUUGAAGGAGCUACUGAACACUAUUACAAAAAUUGAAACUGAUAAAAGAUUGGAAUUAGAAGAACUCAAGAAAAAGCAUGAUGAAAUUGGAAAAAAACUUGAUGGACAAGAGAAAGUGGUUGAUAAACAGAAACAAGAUAUUGAGACUUUGCAAGUUACUAAUAAAAAGCUCACUGAAGAUGGAAUAAAUAAAGAAAGUGAAGUACAAGACACCAGGGAUCAGUUACAGAAAGUGGAGGAUAAGCUUGCCAAAAAUAUGGAAGAGAAAGAUGAAGUGAUAGCUAGUCUACAACAAGUGGUUGAAAUAAGAAGUGAAACAGUGUCUCAGAUGAAGCAAGCACUUGAUCAACAAAUGAUGAGGGCUAACAAACAAUUGGAAGCUAAACAAAAGCAGAUUGACGAACUAGUUGAGAAAUUACAAGUGGAAAAAGCAAUGAGUGCGAUAUACAAGCAUGACUUUGAAACUGAAAGAAAUGACCAGCAGAAGUUACAUCAAUCAUUUAUUGAUUUGCAAGCUCACUGUGAGUAUUUGAAACAGAAAUUAACUGAAGAAGAGAGGUUUAUCAAUGCACAAGGAAAGUAUCAUGAAUUGCAAAAACAUGAACAUUACAAACUCAUUGCACCUAUGACAGAUGAAGUAGAAAAAACAAAAGGAGAAUUAAUGAAAGCAAAAGAACAACUUUCUAGCUUAACUAAGGAAAAGAAAAGACUGGAAAAAAGAAUCAAAGAAUUGGAACAAGGAGAGACAGAGAGAGUGAUAGAAAUAGAGGAAGAGAUGCAGGCUCUAAUGACACAAGUCAAUGCUUACAGUCGGGAGGUGGAUAAACAGAAAGGAUUAGUGGCCCAGAGUCAAGAGAAACACAAAACUGAGAUUCAAGAACUACUGUCUACUCAAAAACAAGCUGAAGAAUUAAAGGAGAAGCUUGAUGGUGAAAUAAAGGCAAAGGAACAACUGGCUAUUGAGAUACAAGAGAAAUCAAGACAGCAAGUACAGCAAUUACAACAAAUGAUUCAGGAAAAGCUUGAAAAUGAAAUAAAAUUAAAGCACCAACUGGAUAAUGAACUGGUUAGGAUGAGACAAGAGUCAGAUAGUUUAUCUGCUGAUAAAGAAGAAGUAAUAUAUUCCCAGCGACAACUAGUUAGUGAGCUGGCAGGGUUGAGACAACAGUUAGCCAAUGUAUCUGCUGAUAAAGAACAAGCAAUAUAUUCCCAGCAACAACUAGCUAGUGAACUGGCUGGGUUGAGACACCAGUUUGAUGCUGUAUCAGUUAAUUAUGAUCAAUUACAGACAACAUACCAUGAGAAACGAGCAGAGGUCGCUAGACUAGAGGAUCAGGGAAAA